Molecule: messenger RNA, 810 nt
Organism: Ramularia collo-cygni
Lineage: Eukaryota; Fungi; Ascomycota; Dothideomycetes; Mycosphaerellales; Mycosphaerellaceae
Product: related to THI80-thiamin pyrophosphokinase
Exons: 1
Coding region: 1-810 (269 amino acids)
Biological process (GO): thiamine diphosphate biosynthetic process; thiamine metabolic process
Molecular function (GO): thiamine diphosphokinase activity; ATP binding; thiamine binding
Source: RefSeq, a predicted model, not a curated record
AUGGCCGACUCCUACAAUCGAAAUGGACAUGUGACGGAACUGCGGCCAUCGCAUUAUCUUGAGAACAACAAAAAUGAAGGCCUCUCUCAAGACGCUCCUGCGUUGAUCCUCUUGAAUACCCCCUUGGACGACCUCGAAUACUAUCGAAGCUUGAAGUCCCAUGCUCAAUACAUCCUUUGCGCCGACGGCGGCGCCAAUCGCCUCCACGAUUUAUGCAUUGCAGCAACCGAUGGAAAGGACUGGAGAGAUGCAUUGAAAUCUGAGCUUCCCGAUAUUGUCCAUGGAGAUCUUGAUUCCCUCCGGGAUAAUGUCCGCGAACAUUACGCAGAGCUAGGAGUCAAGAUCACACAGGACCCGGAUCAAUACAGCACCGAUUUCGGCAAGGCCAUCAAGACUGUUGUUUCCCAUUCACCCCAUGCUCGAGAAGUGCUAGUCCUUGGCAGCGUAGGCGGCCGUGUGGAUCAAGGCAUCGGCUUACUGCAUGAACUCUACCGCGAGCAGAAGACAGAUCAUUCAGGGCUACGAUUCUGGUUCUUUUCCGWAUCUAGUGUCACCGUGCUACUGCGGCCAGGCACGACGAUCAUUCAUACUCCGUUGAAGGAGCGGCUGAUCACACCAAAUGUAGGAAUAUUACCUCUGUACGGCAAAGCUGUGAUAUCCACCAAAGGCUUGGAAUGGGAUGUUCAAGACUGGCCAACGGAGAUGGGAGGAAACUUGAGCACUUCCAAUCAUAUCGUCGCGGAUCAGAUCUCCAUAAGCACUGAUUUCGAUGUUCUUUUCACGGUUGAACGGCAAGCGAAGUUGCCAUGA